Sporothrix schenckii 1099-18 is the source of this 288-nucleotide messenger RNA. RefSeq lists its product as uncharacterized. The coding region runs from base 1 to 288 and encodes 95 amino acids. The record is from RefSeq and is a predicted model, not a curated record. The transcript has a single exon. Lineage: Eukaryota; Fungi; Ascomycota; Sordariomycetes; Ophiostomatales; Ophiostomataceae.
AUGUUGCGUUUGCAGAACAAGCUUACUCGUAUGUCGUACAGAGAAGAGAGGAGUACUAGAAGUCCCCACCCAGAUCCAGCACGGCAAAAUACCACACCCGACGAAAAGUGUGAGAUUCUCGACGGAUGUCAACUCCGCGUCGCCGGUUCUCGAUUCCAGCCCUUUGCAACAACAAGCCACCAUCUGCAGACUGGCAGGGCGGCAUCCGUUCCAGAGAUGGUGACUCUCAUUACCAAGAUCAGUCAGUUGUCUCGUUUUCUGGAACCUGGUGGCGUGAGAACGGUCUGA